AUGAAUUCAGAAGUAACUAUAGAAGAAGUAAAAGAGGAGACAAUGUAUGAAUGUGACAUUUGCAAUCAAUCAUUUGCAGAAUCACAUCAGUUAAAAGAGCACUUGGUUGAUCACAAGCCUAGCCAAAGCAAAGUAAGCCCUUUCGAGUGUGAAAUCUGUCAUAAGACUUACGAACGAUUAUGCCAUCUAAAAAGACACAUUCGCAUUCACAGCGCUAAGCCCCAUGAAUGCAAUAUAUGCAAUAAGACAUUCAAAGUAUUAGGUACUCUAAAAAGGCACAUGCACGUUCAUAGUGGUGAGAGCCCCCAUAAAUGCAGUAUAUGCCAUAGGACUUUCACAGAAUCAAGUAGUUUAAAACGUCACAUGUUGAUUCACAUAGGAGAACGCCCUCAUGAAUGCAGUACAUGCAAAAAGACAUUCUCCGAUCUAAGUAAUCUGAAAAGUCAUAUGCUCAUUCACAGCGGUUUGCGCCCCCAUCAAUGCAACAUAUGCAAUAAAGCAUUCACACAAUUAAAUCAUCUGAAAAAUCACAUGCUGGUGCACAGUGGAGUGCGCUCCCAUGAAUGCAAGAUAUGCAAUAAGAAAUAUGGACGAUUAGAACAUCUCAAGAGCCAUAUGCUCAUUCAUAUUGGUGAUCGGCCCCACGAAUGCAACAUAUGCAAUAAGACAUUCACGCAUUUAAGUAACCUGACACGUCAUAUGGUCAUUCACAGUAAGGAGCGCCCCUAUGAAUGCAGUAUAUGCAAUAAGACAUUCGCAUUCUCAAGUAAUCUAGCACGUCACAGUAAGGAACACCCCUAUGAAUGCAGUAUAUGCAAUAAGAAAUUUAUUCAAUCAUCCGAUUUGAAGAGGCACAUGGAACUUCAUUGUCGGCAGGGUGAUGAAAAUCAAUGA
Molecule: messenger RNA, 894 nt
Organism: Ctenocephalides felis (cat flea)
Lineage: Eukaryota; Metazoa; Arthropoda; Insecta; Siphonaptera; Pulicidae
Product: zinc finger protein 83-like
Exons: 1
Coding region: 1-894 (297 amino acids)
Biological process (GO): regulation of transcription by RNA polymerase II
Cellular component (GO): PcG protein complex; transcription regulator complex
Molecular function (GO): RNA polymerase II cis-regulatory region sequence-specific DNA binding; DNA-binding transcription factor activity, RNA polymerase II-specific
Source: RefSeq, a predicted model, not a curated record